ACCAGCCCACUCUUAGUAAAGAGCCAAAGCGGUCGUUUGGAACUAAUUCUAGACUACCCAUUAUUAAGGAAUCAAAACAGUUCAAAACCAUCUGUUUUGCAAUACUGUGUAAAGAAUGACGCAUGUUUUCACGCCAUUUGAAUCUCUCUCAUACUGCUUCUCUCUCUCUCUCUUUCAUAUUACUUCUACUGCGCUGCCGUGUAUGGCACUAGCUCUAGACCAGUUGACUCUCAAAGUCACACUAAAGUCUCUCUCUCUCUCCCCACAAAAAUUCUUGACGUCUUUCCACCAUUCAACGUUUUUACAAUUUUUCCAAUUGGGAUUUUGUUCGAGUGGCCUUUGAUGGCUUUUUCAUGGUGAGGAAGCUGGGUUUAAAACUUCAAAUACGUGGUUCGGGCUUACAAAUUAGGCCUGGUUUUGGCCAUGGGAGAGGUUAAUGCUUCAAACCCAGAUGUGGGUUGUGAGGGUUUAACAAAAUUGGGCCAUAAAAGCCUUGAAGAAUCAAAGGUUACUUGGUAUAUUGCAGGCCCUGCAAUUUUAGCUGCAACUUUUCUCUUCUCAAUUGGGUUUAUAACAGUGGCUUUUGUUGGGAGAUUGGGGAGCACUGAAUUGGCUGCUGUUUCAAUGGUUCAGAAUGUCAUUGAAGGUUUUGCAUUUGGGGUCAUGCUAGGGUUGGGAAGUGCACUGGAGACAUUGUGUGGUCAAGCAGUAGGAGCAGGGCAAUUCAAUAUGCUGGGAAUAUAUACGCAAAGAUCAUGGAUCGUUUCAUGCAUAACUGCCAUGGUUUUAUCACCACUUUAUGUUUUUACUUCACCGAUUUUGAAGUUAUUUCGCCAGUCUGACGAUAUAUCGAAAAUGGCAGGGAAGUAUUCGAUAUGGGUUAUUCCCCAACUAUUUGCCUAUGCAAUAAACUUUCCAUUACUAAAGUUCUUUCAGUCUCAGAGCAAAAUCAUGGUUAUAACAGUGAUCUCUGGUAUAACUCUUAUGGUGCAUGCAUUAUUGUGUUGGGUCUUUGUGACCAAAUUAAAUUAUGGGUUGGCUGGAGCAGCUGCAGCCGGAAGUAUUUCAUGGUGGAUUAUAAACUUGGCUCAAAUUAUCUAUCUGAUAUCAGGGUUUUUUCCUGAAGCUUGGACUGGGUUUUCUUUGUUGGCAUUUCAUUCCUUGUUUGCCUUUGUAAAACUCUCUCUUGCAUCAGCCAUAAUGCUAUGCUUGGAUCUUUGGUACUAUACUAUAGUUAUACUUUUGGUUGGGCACUUGCAUAAUCCGGAAGUUGCGGUUGAUGCGAUUUCUAUCUGCAUGAAUUUUGAACUAUGGCCAGUGAUCGUGGCUUUGGGGUUCAACACUGCUGUAAGUGUGAGGGUCUCAAAUGAACUUGGAGCCAAUCAACCAAAAGCUGCGAGGUUUUCUGUGGUGGUGAAUUUAACUACAUCAGCUGUGCUGGGAAUCUUUUUUAUGGUUACAAUUAUCAUUGCAAGAAAUGACUUUCCCAAGCUUUUCACUACAGAUACGAAGGUCAUAAAAGAAACUUCCAGGCUUUGGGCUCUUCUUUCUUUGACAAUGCUUCUUAAUAGCAUUCAGCCUGUCCUCUCUGGUGUUGCAGUUGGUGCAGGGUGGCAAGUAAUGGUUGCAUUUAUAAGUCUUGGGUGCUAUUACUUGCUUGGGUUGCCCAUAGGUGUUUUAUUAGGCUUUAAGUUCAAUCUGGGAGUCAAGGGAUUUUGGUUGGGAAUGGUGGUCGGAAGCCUCUUGCAAACAGUGAUUCUUACAUUAAUCAUCUUUCGAGCAAACUGGGGGAGAGAGGCUUCUCGAGCAGAUGAGCGCAUUAGAACUUGGGGUGGAAUGACAGGGUACAGAGAAGGCUCUGGAUCAUGACAUUUUUGUUUGGUUUUAUGGAAGGCUAAUCCAACUUCUGGAACCUGCAACCGCAAGUUUAAAUUAUGAAUUGCAUUGCCAAGAAGAUUUCAAUUUGAUAGUUAGUCGAACGUUGACUACAACUCUAGAGUUUAACAAAUCUAAUAUCAUUUUCUCAUGGGAGGAAGUUUUGUUUCUUGGUUU
Messenger RNA from Amborella trichopoda, 2052 nucleotides. Its product is annotated as protein DETOXIFICATION 33. Gene Ontology annotation, biological process: xenobiotic detoxification by transmembrane export across the plasma membrane. Lineage: Eukaryota; Viridiplantae; Streptophyta; Magnoliopsida; Amborellales; Amborellaceae. Gene Ontology annotation, molecular function: antiporter activity; xenobiotic transmembrane transporter activity. The record is from RefSeq and is a predicted model, not a curated record. Gene Ontology annotation, cellular component: membrane.